Messenger RNA from Zymoseptoria tritici IPO323, 1102 nucleotides. RefSeq lists its product as uncharacterized. The record is from RefSeq and is a predicted model, not a curated record. The transcript has a single exon. Gene Ontology annotation, cellular component: nucleolus; preribosome, large subunit precursor. The coding region runs from base 20 to 1102 and encodes 360 amino acids. Gene Ontology annotation, biological process: maturation of LSU-rRNA; maturation of 5.8S rRNA. NCBI's taxonomy places the organism in Eukaryota, Fungi, Ascomycota, Dothideomycetes, Mycosphaerellales, Mycosphaerellaceae.
CGCUCCACCACCACCCAACAUGGCCUCCGACGAGAUCGUCUGGUCCAUUAUCAACAACCAGUUCUGCUCCUUCAAGCUCAAACUCCCCGGCAACCAAUCGCACCAAAAAUCUACCAAACAAACCUUCUGCCGCAACGAACACAAUGUGACCGGUCUCUGCAAUCGACAAUCCUGCCCUCUCGCCAACUCUCGCUAUGCCACAAUCCGUUCCGACCCUGCCACCGGUCGUCUCUAUCUCUACAUCAAAACCGUCGAGCGCGCACACUUACCGUCAAAAUGGUGGGAAAAGAUCAGAUUGAGCGGAAAUUAUGCCAAGGCGCUGGAACAGGUGGAUGAGAGGCUGAUCUAUUGGCCCAAGUUCCUGGUACAUAAGUGUAAACAACGACUCACGCGGUUGACACAAGUGAGAGUCCGGGCGGCGAAGUUGGCAAAGGAAGAGGAGAGAUUGGGCGAGCGCAUGGUGAGCAAGCAGGCGCCGAAGAUUCGGAGAAGAGAAGCGACACGUGAGAGGAAAGCGGAGGCUGCGGCGAAAAUCGAGAGGGCAAUUGAGAGGGAGCUGGUGGAGAGGUUAAGAUCCGGAGCAUAUGGUGAUCGACCACUGAAUGUGGAGGAGGGAGUGUGGAAGAAGGUUAUGAGAGGAUUGGAGAGGAGUGCAGAGGGUCUCAGAGAUGAGGAUUUGGAUGAAGGUAUUGAGGAGGAGUACGAGUAUGAGAAUGAGGAGGGAAUCGCGGAGGAGGAAGAUGGCAACGUUGAAUACGUGAGCGACAUGGAAGAGUCAGACGAUGAAGAUGACAUGGAGGACUUUGACGAUUGGCUGGGUGGACAAAGCGGAGACGAGCAGGCUGCGGGAGAAGACUCUGACGCAGACUCGGCAGCAGAAGGAGAAGAAGAUGGCAGCGGAGACGAUGAUGGGGAAGACGCGGACGACGACACAGCAGCGCUCAAGAAGAAGCUGGACACUCUCAAGCGGAAACGACCUGCUGCGCCGGCCGCGCCGAAGCCUCGCAAAAAGCCGACGAAGAAGGGCAAGGGUCCGAAGACGAACAUCGAGUACGAAUACGUGCCGGAGCCGGCGCAGAGGGAGAUGUUGCUUGCGAAAUAG